CUAAUUGUGUAAAAAGUCAUGUUUAAUCCAGCAUCUCUCUGUCAAAUCCCUCUGAGAUUUCUGCCUAAUAAAUUUAUUGUAAACGAUUAAUAAUUAGUAUAGAUAUUAUCUACCGGUAGUGUGACUUUUAUUUUGAAGUGCAACGUCCGGGCGCGUCUGUUCUGGGGUAAUUUCCUCUCACUUCACACUCUGCUCACAGUAUCGGAUUUGAUAAAAACAUCCGAGUGUCAAAAUCCUGGUGAAUUUAUUUACACACAUAUAACCAGUGAGUUUGUGGAUCAUGCCGGGAGACUCAAAAACACAGCAGCCCACCAUCAUCGAAUGACAGACACUGAGAUCCUCUGAAUCUGUGGAAAUAAUUAUCGUGUUGUUUUGUGUUCAGUGCCGGACUGCGGCCCCGGGGCCUCCUGCUGCGAUCUUCAUCACUUUAAGUGGUCGUCUGAGGAUGUCUGCUUUGUUUAUCAUUCACUGCUCUUCAUGCCUGUUUCAGGUAGGAAGUGCCUAGGGGGAAGGUCACUGAGGAGUGAUGCCUGUUGAAAGUGGAAACAGCGCAGCCGCCCGUCAAGUCAAACAGAAGCGCAAGUCGCACAGUCUCUCCAUUCGGAGGACCAACAGCACCGAGCAGGACAGACCAGGCAUGCAGAGAGACAUGCUGGAGGGCCAGGACUCUAAGUUGCCGAUGGCCAUAAGGAGCAACUUAAUGGAUCUAUUCGGACAGAUUGAACGUGAAUUUGAAAAUCUCUACAUUGAAAACUUGGAGUUGAGGAGAGAGAUUGAUUCGCUGAAUGAACGUUUGGCUGGAGAGGGACAGACAGUCGAUGGAGGCGAUCUCAGCAAAGGAGCCUUGAAAACAAAAGCUAGUCAUAGUACAAGUCAACUGUCCCAAAAACUAAAGACAACAUACAAGGCCUCAACAAGCAAGAUCGUGUCCAGUUUCAAAGCAACCACGUCACGUGCGGUCUGUCAGCUGGCGAAGGAAUAUGUGGGUCACAGAGACGGGAUAUGGGAUCUGGCCGUGACUCGGGUUCAGCCGCUAGUUCUGGGCACGGCCUCAGCCGAUCACUGUUCAAUGCUGUGGAGUAUUGAGACUGGGAAAUGUCUGUUAAAAUACGUCGGUCAUGCCGGAUCAGUAAACUCCAUUAAGUUUCACCCUACAGAACAGAUGGCACUUACAGCGUCCGGGGACCAGACUGCACACAUCUGGCGUUACAUGGUACAGCUGCCACUUCCCCAGCCGCCAGCUGACAUCAGCGCCUCGCUGGACGAUGACGUGGAUUUCUCUGAUAAAGACGAGGCCGACGGGGAGGCGGAUGGGCCCAGUGAAUGCCCCACCAUCCGCGUCGCCACGACAACCUUAAAAAGCCACCAGGGGGUGGUGAUUGCAGCUGAUUGGCUGGUGGGAGGAAAGCAGGUGGUGACUGCAUCCUGGGACCGAGCUGCCAAUCUUUAUGAUGUAGAAACCUCUGAAUUAGUGCACACGCUCACAGGUCACGAUCAAGAGCUGACCCACUGCUGUACUCAUCCCACACAGCGCCUGGUGGUGACCUCAUCCAGGGACACAACCUUCCGCCUCUGGGAUUUCAGAGAUCCUUCCAUUCACUCGGUGAAUGUCUUCCAGGGUCACACAGACACUGUGACGUCAGCCGUUUUCACUGUGGGGGACAACGUGGUGUCUGGAAGUGACGAUCGCACCGUCAAGGUGUGGGACCUGAAGAACAUGAGAUCUCCGAUUGCUACCAUCCGCACCGACUCGGCUGUUAAUAGGAUAAGCGUCUCAGCGAACCAAAGAAUCAUUGCUCUACCGCAUGACAACAGACAGGUCAGGCUAUUCGACAUGAAUGGGGUUCGUCUGGCUCGCCUUCCACGGAGCAAUAGACAGGGUCAUCGUCGGAUGGUGUGCUGCUCGGCGUGGAAUGAAGAAAAUCAAGCCUGUAAUCUCUUCACUUGUGGUUUCGACCGCCAGGCCAUCGGCUGGAGCAUCAACAUCCCUGCCCUGCUACAGGAUAAGUGACGGGCUGGCACCCGCAACCCACGUUUGCACAGUUUUACACGCGUAUACAAGCUUAGCACAGCCCAUCCGCACAAUUUCCACUGAAUCCUCUGAAACGUGUGCACCUGCAGUAGAUUUACUUCAUAUACGAUACGAUUCAGUGCUUCAUACCAGUUGCCGUCUCCUGUCUCGCGGUCAUCCUGUCAUGCUUUGAAGAGUGUGUGCGUGCAAUCGACAUCAGCGGACAACAACAGGCUUUGAAGAUUGAACUCCAAACACCUGAUGUUUAAUACCAUAGUGCUUCUGCAUAUCUACGAUGUCUUCUCUGAGGUCAUAUAGUGUGGUGAACUUGUACCCUGUUUUUGCAUGAUUUAAGCUGGCAUUCGUGAAUUCUGAGAGACCGGGGCAUUAUUGAAACCUUAGGUUGCUGUUACGUUCAAAUAAUUUUACACUUUAGCUGUGUUUUUGUUGUGCAAUGUGUUCAGUUUGUUCCAUGUACAGAUUGCAUUUUAUUUUACGAUAGCAUUUUAGAAUUUUUUUCAUGGUUUCGGCUUGGCUUUGUAUAGAGACGAGCCUUCAAAAGAAACCUUAGAGCACUCUGCCUUUGUGAAAGGAAAUCUGCAAUCACAUUUACGGAUCCGCACCUUCCCGACGUUCUGAUUGGAACCGUCGUUCACGCGGCCAAUCAGCUUCUUUCAGUAUCGCCGCAGUGCAUUUGCAUGAUAAACCCAGCUCUUUGUCAAAUGUGAAGCGAAAUGCUGUAUAAUUGCUGUCGAAUCUUGUUCACCUAUUUGAAAACAACAACAAAAAGACAAUGUAAGUAGUAGUUUGACUGUUUAUAGAGUCCUGAAAAUUGAUGUUUGAUGUUUCAUUGAAAUGGCUUUUAAGUCUUGUAGAAAUAAAUACUUCAAUGUCGAUUUCCGAGGUUCACAUCUUGGUCACUGCUAUACUUAAGGAUAAGGUUUUCAGCUGUGUUCAAUAUUGAAAUAUUUGUCUGUAAUUAUUGGACCAAAUGUUGUCGGUGACGUUCUCAAUGCUACUGAUCCUUGAUAGGUUUGCAGAUAUGUACAUUAGAUUCUGUGUGUGAUGUAUGUACAGAAAAAAAACAUCACCGCAGAAGCUGUCAGUCAUUUUUGUGACAUUGUUAUUAGGUUGUUAUAGUUCAGUAAUGCAGUGAUUAUACUAAUUAUAACCAAAAGUACAUGAGUAGAAAUGCUGGUGGAAAAGUAUUAAUAGUAUUUUUCCAUGUAAACAGGUCAGUAGGUUCCAUCGAAAAAGAUGUUCAUGAUGUAAUAUUUGUAUGAUCUUCAUUUUAAUUGACAGAGAUGAAAUGUAUGUAAAACGGCAUAUAAAUGGCUUUUACUCAACUGUCAAUGAGCUACAAUCAUGCACACAUUUGACUGAGAAUGUUUUGUAAAAAUGUUGUAGAUCUGACUUGUAUAACAAUCUGUUGGGUAUUCGGUAUUGAGCCAUUUCAUAUUUUUCUUCUAUUCAAGAGUAACCUCAUUUACUGUAUUGGAAAAACAAUGUAUUGCAGCUUAAGACAAUUUAGAAAUGUAAAGUAGAAUCAAUAAAAAUCAUUCACUGCCUGGCUUCGGAAUAAAGUGACAUUUUUCAAUAGUCA
Messenger RNA from Paramisgurnus dabryanus, 3614 nucleotides. RefSeq names its product WD repeat domain 37 (gene wdr37). Gene Ontology annotation, molecular function: protein binding. NCBI's taxonomy places the organism in Eukaryota, Metazoa, Chordata, Actinopteri, Cypriniformes, Cobitidae. The record is from RefSeq and is a predicted model, not a curated record.